AUGGUUGGUCUUACGCUGGGACCGAUUCAGUCCUCAGUGCAGAGGACGAUGAAGAGAGGUUGCCACGUGGAAAAGUGGGUUUUCCGGUGUUAUCCGGGCCUGGCCAGGCUCUUGUCCAAUCUCUCGUCGUCGCCCUCCACACGAAGACUCAUCUCACAGCGCUCGUCUCUUGAAACACUUGAGGACAUUGAGGAGAAUGCUCCUUUACGCAGAUGCCGCACUCUGUCCGGCUCUCCGCGGCCAAAGAGCUUCAAGAAGGUGCACUUCAUUAAGAACAUGAGGCAACACGAUACUCGCAAUGGAAGGAUAGUCCUUGUCAGUGGCAGAAGAUCCUUCUAUAGUGUAUUUUCAGUGCUGCCCUAUCGAGAUUGUAGCCAAGCAGGGGACGUGAGGCUGGAGGGGGGCAGGCAGAGGCACCCGUCCGGAGGAGUCAGUGCCAAAGAGAUGGUGAUCGGACUGGAGGGCGUGGAGCUGGGAGCUGACGGAAAGACGGUGUCUUAUACCCAGUUCCUGUACCCGACAAACGUGUUGGGAGGAGGCCGGAGGAACACCAUCGACUCCACCGCCUCCUUCUCCCAGUCGCGGAACACCAGCCACCGCAGCCUGAUCCUGAACCGCGCCAACAGUAACCAGAGCAGCGUGGACACAGGGAAUGAUUUCGGAGAUGUUCGAGAGUACGACCCCAACCUCCUGGACGAUCCGCAGUGGCCUUGUGGGAAGCAUAAGCGAGUCCUCAUCUUCCCUUCGUACAUGAGCGGGUAA
Messenger RNA from Knipowitschia caucasica, 762 nucleotides. NCBI's taxonomy places the organism in Eukaryota, Metazoa, Chordata, Actinopteri, Gobiiformes, Gobiidae. The record is from the annotation of a GenBank genome assembly.